This is a messenger RNA of Lymnaea stagnalis (great pond snail), 14660 nucleotides long. The record is from the annotation of a GenBank genome assembly. Lineage: Eukaryota; Metazoa; Mollusca; Gastropoda; Lymnaeidae.
UCAACACUGUGUUAAUUUGAGUCAUUGCUUGUGUGUCACAAUGAAAUGUGUUAGAUUUGUUUUAGAUGGGAGUGAAACAACAAAAAAAAACAGGUCUGAUUUAAAGCCUGUUGUUCAUGUGUGUGGUGGACAAUUGUUGAUUUUCAGUUAGAGGGAAUGGAUUUGACCAUUUAGUCCUUGCUGUACAAAUACAUUUCAUGUUGAAAUCAUCACAGAGCCAUGUUUUCAUUAGAUAAUGAUAAGUGCAUCUGUGUGAGGCCAGCACAUGUCAUUCUUGUAUUGAUGAUUACAGCAAAGAUUCCUGUGUAAACUAGAGCAGGUCCAAAGUUUAGUAAAACUGAGACUGGUGGUGUGGAUCACUUGUGAUCAGCUUUUUUUCUUUUACUUGUUGAUGUUGUUGACUGUGGUCACCUACCAGAAUUGAGUGUCAUACUGUUCUAACUAAACAUGUCUACUGUUAGGAGCUUGCGAAGGUAACCAAUUAUUAAACAUUAAAUUACACCCCCCCCUCCCCCCUUUUCCCCCACCCCAAUCCAAAUAAACUUAUCAUUGAUAAAAAAUAAAAUUGGAUUCUUCAAGGAAACACGAUUAUGUAUUGAAAUUUAUACAGAAAUCUAAGGCCAUAAGAAUUUAAAGCAAACGUAUGCACAAACAAAAUUAGGCUGCAGAAUUUCAUCAAGAAAAUCACAUGUCUUUCUCAUGGAAUGUCUAUGGCAACAGAAAUAGGGGCUGAUCAUUUAAAUAGGGACUGAUCAUAUAAAUAGGGACUGAUCAUAUAAAUAGGGAUUGAUCAUAUAAAUAGGGAUUGAUCAUAUAAAUAGGGACUGAUCAUAUAAAUAGGGAUUGAUCAUAUAAAUAGGGACUGAUCAUAUAAAUAGGGAUUGAUCAUAUAAAUAAGGACUGAUCAUAUAAAUAGGGAAUUAUCACAUAAAUAGGGGCAAAUAGGGGCUGAUCAUAUAAAUAGGAACUGAUCAUAUAAAUAGGGGCUGAUUAUAUAAAUAGGGGCUGAUCAUAUAAAUAGGGAUUGAUCAUAUAAAUAGGGGCUGAUCAUAUAAAUAGGGACUGAUCAAAUAAAUAGGAACUGAUCAUAUAAAUAGGAACUGAUCAUAUAAAUUGAUCAUAUAAAUGGGGACUGAUCAUAUACCAUCAGUUCCAAUGAUUGUAAAACUCAAGAUAGUGAGAAGUUAGAGGAAGGAUGUUGGGGGGGGGGGGUAUUGACAAGCAAGGGCCAAGAGAAAUGGGAAAAACAUUCUGAAAAGCUGAUUCUUUUGACCAGAUGUAAGAACAACAAAUAAAAUAAAAUAGAGUUGAUAGUGUGAUUGGGUUAUUUAAGGUGGACUAUUUUUUAAAUUCAGCAGCAGUAAAAUGGCAUUUGGAGGUUUUGACAAUCAGUAUGUUAAAUUUUGUUUGUUGUUUCCUUGCAGCAGGAGAAUGGCUACAGGUGGUGAGGCCAGCGCCACAACCAAUCGGAAGCGACCUCAUGCUCAUGAUUUCUCUAGUGUGGACAGGGAGGUUGAACACAUUAUGGGAGAUUCUAGAAGGUCAAAGCUACAAGCAUCCAAGGUAAACGGCUGACCAUUAAGAGGAUUUCUGGGAAUUGAAGUAAUGUCACCAUUAAAAGAUCCAGGGGGAAAGGAAGAUGUGGGGGGGGGGGCAUAUUGUCACUUGACUUAAGAUUUUCAAGAAGCCCAUAUUUUAAAAUAGCAACAACAAAAAAUGAUAACCUUUCGGAAUCUAAUUUUGCCACGCGUUACUUGCUUUGAAUGGAUUAUAUUUAAAACAUGCAGCAAAUCAAAAUUAAAUUUGUAAAAGAAUUAAUUUAGGUUAAAAAUUGGCACCUACCGGUAUAAAUGUCAUUUACCAGGUCAUGUGUAAUUUUUUACCAUAAUAUAUCAUUAUAACUUUCAUUGGUUUGAAGACUGCAUAAUACGGUUUUAUCCAAGUCGAAGUACCAAUGACAUCUAUAAAAUUAAACUAAAGCUGUGAUACAUGCACAAAUUUAUUUCAUGGCCACUAACCCCAGUAUUGUUAUAUUGAUCUAACCAGUCUAAUAGGGUAGUUAGGAAUCUAAAUAUAGCAACAUAUAAAUACAUACUUCACACUUACCUUGUCAGUUAAGCAUUGCUGGUGUAAACCUGCUAGUGGAUUGAUAGACAGAUAAAUAUAGACCUUGUGUUCCUGGUAUAAGACAGAAAGAGUAUAGACCUUGUGUCCCUGGUAUAAGACAGAAAGUGUAUAGACCUUGUGUCCCUGGUAUAAGACAGAAAGUGAAUAGACCUUGUGUCCCUGGUAUAAGACAAAAAGAGUAUAGACCUUGUGUCCCUGGUAUAAGACAAAAAGAGUAUAGACCUUGUGUCCCUUGUAUAAGACAGAAAGAGUAUAGGACUUGUGCCAGGUUAUGAAAUGGAAGAGUAUAAAACUCUUCUCUAAAAUAAAAUAGAAAAAUAUAGAAAUGCUCCCUAGUAUAAAAUAGAAAUGCUCCCUAGUAUAAAAUAGAAAUGCUCCCUAGUAUAAAAUAGAAAUGUAUAGAGCUGGUCUCUGAUCUGAAUUAGUAUACUUUCAGGUGUUUCAACCAUCAUUAAAACAUUUGUUUUUGUCUAUCAGUCGCCACUCUGUGAGAUGAGACUGGACAUAGAUGGUUUUCUUUAAAUUGUACGCGUCCCUUGUUGUGUGUGAAUUGCAUAGAGAUGUAUUGAUUUGUACACUAAGCCUACUGCAGCUGGGGCUUAGAUCCUUCAAUAUGAUUUGUCAGCUGAUUACAAAAGCAAUAACAAGAAACUGCACAGUGCGAUUUAACAUUGUCAGCAUGCAAUGUAUGUGUGUAACAUUGAAAUCUAGGUCAGUGUAGGUGUCUAAAAAUGAUCUCAUAAAAUCAUUUCUAUUUGUGCAUUUUAUGUUAAGACAAGAGGACCUGUAAGUUAACAGUGUAUUUAAAACUUGAAUUGUGGGGCUACGAGAGGUGACUGUCCCAAGUCUGACUGGCAACCAAGGGUUGGUGGAGUGGAAUUUGCCUGGGGUUAUCCAGAGCCAUGGGCAAAUAACUGGGUGAACUUGCCUGGGGUUAUCCAGAGCCAUGGGAAAAUAACUGGGUGAACUUGCUCAGUGAAGCAUCCAUUCUUAUGGACUAGGGCAACUACAAAAGUUGACUCAGUUAGCUUGGCAUGUUAUUUAAAAUUUACCUGUCUGCACUGACUGCGAAAUAAAGAUGUGUGGAAUGAGUGCAAAACUACACAAUACGCCACUGUUGAACCUAGCAGAUAGUCAUCACAAUAUUUAGUUAAUGGUCUGUUUUGUUUGUCCUCAGAACAAGAUUGGUCCGGCACCCUUCAGUCAUGAGCAGGAAGCCCUGGACAUCAAUGCUCAGAUAGAUUACACAGUUAGAAUCAGCCUUGAGGAUGCUAAAGCCGGCAAUGGUAAAAGGGAAAACUUUGUAUCUUUACACCAACAAAGUGAAAAAAUGAAACUUUUAAAUAAGGCUUUGUAAUAGGCUCAGGUUGCUUUAUGGAAGUGUUUAAAUAUAAAUAUUAUUUUAGUCUUUCUUAUAGAUGUUGGCCUCCAAAGAAAAUCUCAUGAAUAUUUCUUCUUUCUCAGUGUCACGACCAGUAAGAAUCUACGCUGAUGGAAUUUAUGACAUGUUUCACACAGGGCACGCACGACAGCUGAUGCAGGCCAAAAUGGCGUUUCCACAUACUUAUCUGAUAGUUGGAAGUGAGUGGGAAAAUGUUGAUAAUGACAGGCCAUGGAGCUCGUGAUAUGCAUAUCUCAUGGUUGACAUUCUUUUCUAACCCGACACCAAUUAUAAAGGGUGGAAUAUUUCAAAAAGCUUUGUUAGGGAGCUGUAAUUAAAAUAUAGUUGUAAUGAUCACAAACAAUACUAAAACAUGGUAGAAAAUCACAUACACUACUAAAAUGGUAGAAAAUCACAUAUAAUACUAAAAGAUGGUAGAAAAUCACAUACACUACUAAAAUGGUAGAAAAUCACAUAUAAUACUAAAACAGGGUAGAAAAUCGCAAACAAUACUAAAACAUGGUAGAAAAUCACAUACACUACUAAAAUGGUAGAAAAUCACAUAUAAUACUAAAACAGGGUAGAAAAUCACAUGUAAUACCAAAACAGGGUAGAAAAUCACAUAAUACUAUAACAUGGUAGAAAAAUCACAUAAAGUACUAAAACAGGGUAGAAAAUGAAAUACUAUACUAAAACAGGGUAGAUAACACAGUUCUAAAACAUGAAGCUAAGACAGUGUUUGCCUGAUGAGAGUCCUUGUUAAUAAACGGUGGUGAGACAGAUGUAAUUGUGCCUGACAUCCCUCUGUUACAGUAUGCAGUGAUGAUAUGACAUUCAAAAACAAAGGGAGGACAGUGAUGAAUGAGGUGGAGCGCUACGAGGCUGUGAGACACUGUCGUUAUGUGGAUGAGGUCGUUACCGAUGCACCCUGGACUUUGGAUAUGACCUUCUUAGAGAAACAUAAGGUAAGGGAGACCCCCCACUGUAACAGCAGAUAUUUUCGUUUUAGUUCAAUUUAAUUUGAUCUUGGGCCCUGUGCAUGUGUGCCAGGUCUCUUCUGUUGGUAUCUAAUGUUGACAUGUGGUCCACCAAUGAAAUCAAUGAGAUUUUGGCUUUUAUCCCUCACAUUUAAUUUCAAUAAAAUAGCCCACUCAUGUAUGCCAUACAUAAAUAGAAAAUUAACAAUGGAUCUGUCAAUACUACUCUAGUUAAGCACCAAAAUAAGAGAUGCUGUUGUUGCAGAUUGACUUUGUUGCUCAUGAUGAGCUGCCUUACACAACAGGCUCAGAGGAUGAUGUCUACAAAUUUGUUAAAGAAAGAGGCAUGUAAGUUUAAACAAAAAUUAAUUUCACUUAACACAUUCUUGAUCAUGUCACCAUGGACAGAACACAACAUGUUUCUCUGGCACAUUCAAAAGUCACUUCAGUUUCCACUGUAAAGCCAUCGAUUGCUAAUAAGAUCUAUAAGACUCAUUUUCUAAAAUGAUUUUAACCUUAUAAUGCUUACCUACUUAUUAAUCUACUCUAUACUAGUAACGCUACAGAUAGAAUCUAUAUGGAGAACAAAUUAAUUACAAGAUUUGGUAUGUUGUUUCCAUAUGGAAUGAACCAAAUCCACAAUUUUACCUAACUGCCAUGUCUUUUUCCUGUUUGAUUUUUACAAUUAUGUUAAAAUCAGUUCCUUUCUACUCCUUUUUACUUUGUUUUUGUCUGGGUUUUUUUUCUGUUUUAGGCAGGAUAUGUAUAUUUAUAUUGUGUAAAUUUAAUUUAUACUUAUUUAAAUGUGUUUUUUUUGUUUGUACUGAUGAAGGCAUGUGCCGAAAUGUUUACUUGUGUAUAAUGUAUAAUUAUUAUUAAAGCGUAACUUAUAUUGUUCUAUUGACACAAUUUGUUGCUGUCUUAUAAAUCCUGUCUGCUUAGGAAGGCUCUUAGCCCAAAUGUUCAUCUGUUAUUGUCCUGUCUUUCUUUUUAAAGCUUCCCCCACACCUUUUUCUUCUAUUUCCUUCACACCACUUGAACGCACUCCUUCAUUUAUUAUCCUUUAUUGCCCCAAAUCGACUGUAGAGCUCUUUCCCCCAUGUUCCCUGCAGGUUCCUGGCAACACAAAGAACUGAAGGGAUAUCCACCACUGAUGUCAUUACUAGAAUUAUUAAAGAUUAUGACUUGUACAUCAGAAGAAACCUGGCCAGAGGCUACUCACACAAGGAUCUUAAUGUCAGCUAUAUGAAGGUAAGUACCACCAAUUUGCACUAGAUUUGGGAUGGGUUAUGGUUGGGAAUCUUUGGGGGAGCAUUUAAAAUAGUCAGGUCAUUAAUAUAGUUUUGUAUUUGUCAUUCAUCCCUGUGGUAUUCAGAUGUUAUAUCUAUAUGUAGUUUUUAAAGCCUUCGUAUUAACUGCACCAGACCUGUUUACCCUCAAACUCUUAAAAUCGUACAAUAUCAUCACAAAAUUGUUCAAUACCUUAUAUAUAGAGUAAAAAAUAUGCAUACAGUAUAUACGUUUACACCUCAAAACCGUACAUUGUACGCCAAACUCGUAAGAGUAAACAUGUCUGCUGCACUUUUGUUCUUGUGAUUUUUUUUCUGGGUUUGUGGCAAAAUCUUUGGAAGGACCAGCUCCCAUCAACUGAAACUUGGCACAUAGACUUGUUGCUGAUGACAACACAUUCUUUAAAAUUUUCAGCCCCACCCCCAACCCCCAAAAAUCAGUUUUAAGGCUACCAGCUGCCACCGAUUUCAUGAAAUAAAAUUCCUGUUAAUUGCACUAAAUAAGAUUUUAACUCUUUCGAUGCAGAACAACGCACACUGCAUUCUUCUGCCGUUCUCAAAAGCAGUGACCAACGCACUGUGUGUUGUUUUAAUAUCAUGUUUGUUUCUUGGCUAUUUCUCGGUUAAACUUUUUGAGAGCUAUUUUUAAAUAAGACUUUUACAUAGAUGAGUGGUAUUUCAUUGUUUGUAAGUCAUUUGAAGUAUUAUUUUAACGAUUUUCUUCCUUUUUUUUUCUACUGUUGAUAUGGCAUUAGUAGGUGAAUAAGUUUCCUAGACGAUUAACAGGUCAAAAGCUUUGGAAUAGUUUUAUACUAUUUCUUUUGAUAGUGAAGAUGAUUUAUAUUUAGAUCCAUCGCAUGAUUCCGAUAGUAGUAGUUUUAGAAGAUUUGAGUUAUAGAAGGGAAGAUGAGGUAUGCGUACAUCAUAGGGUUUGGGGAAAAAAGGGUUUAGCAUAAAAUGUUUUCACAUUUUUUGGUUCUUUUCUGUAACUUAUUUUAUUUAAAGUGAAGAAAUAAGUUUACAAACCUAUAGUCCUUUCAAUUAUCUUUCAUGUGAUACCAAGUUCAGUCUUAUAAACCAAAGAAUAAUAUUUUAAAUAUUUGUUAAUAAACCCAACCUCUCACCCUUUUUUGCUCUUUGAAAAAAAUGUACAGUUUUUUGGAUAAAACAAUUCUUAUAAAGUGGGUUACUUGUAUGCAUGUCUUGUCAAAUUUGGAGCCCUUGCUCGAUAGUACAUUUUGUAUAGGAUUCAUACCAACACUAUAUUUUUAUGGAUUGUUAAGUUUUACUGAUAAAAUAGCCACUUGUUCUUAUCUAUUUGACCUUGACAAUGUUUCUACUUCCUGUUUGGAAAUAUUUGUUGAAAUGAAUAAUAAUAAUAAAGUUUAUUUGAAAAUCACGCUUCAUCUCCAAAGGCUCGAAGUGCGGUGCAUAGUCUAAUAUAUUAAAAGAGAAAUGAAACAAUCUAUAAUAUACCACAUUGAAAUACAAAAUGCAACAUUACAAAACUAUAUACAAGAAUACCCAUUCUAAGUCUUUCAUACCUAACAACCAUAAACAACACAGGCCAAUAUAUAUCCACAAGAUAAUAGCUCUGUUGUUCGUCCGUCGAGGAUCGACGAUGACCAUCGAGUCGUCUGGUGACUGAUGACUUGCGCGGGUGACUUUUGUUUAAAGUGAGGAAGAGUUGCGCAGCGUCAACCUCACUCUCUCGUCCGAGCCCACCAUAUCCAGUGGCAAGACUCUACGUCAAGACGACCAGGGAUGGGUACGGUUGCAGGAAUUGACAUUGUAUGCGCCUUACGGGACUCCAACUCCGGGUUUGAAUUCAGAGUUUCCUUCUCUUAGAUGAGUUGCCGACCAAGGUUAACGAGUCUCAUCCACCCGGGGUGAUGUUUUUGCUUGACCGGCCUUUGGCUGAAAUUGAGGUUUGCUCAGUUUAGACCAUUCGGCCACCCAGUCACCCAUGCAGUGAAUGACCAUGGCGUUCUACGUGUCUGGUCAUGUUCUCAGCGAUUCACACCACUGUGCUGUCUCCGCCUUUUGUCCGUUGACCAAGUAGUGGUUCUUCCGCACAAUUUGCAGGAUUCAGUCUUUACAUGCUAUGGGGGACAAACCUUUUUUUUCCCGAAAGUUCUAUGCCCUUCGGCUACCCUCAAGCUGGAAUCGUUGUCUGGGUUGUAGUCGGUGUGCAUGUUACAGCUUCUUGGAACCACAGGUGAGAGCUGAGUACAGAGACUUCCGGCAGUUUCCGAACAAGAUGGCUUCUUCCUAUUCAGCCUAACAGUACAUCUAUAUUGUAGUUGUAAUUUAAAGGAGAAAUACGUUGAUAACAGCAUAAAUUCUGAUCCUGAAUGGAACCGCAAAACAAUAAAAAUUAAUUAAAACUUCGAAUUUUCUUGCGUUGAAGCCAAUUUCCAAUAAUCAUCUUUAACUAUCCCUCUUGCUUUACUGAAGCGCCUACACACUGAGAUUCCUUCCUAUUGUGUUUUACUAUACCGCCAUUUUGUUGUAGCCGGAAGUUAUCCUUUGUUUAGUGACAAUGGAGAUUUUGUUAACGAAAUGUUGUUGAGAGAAAAAUUACGUAUCCGAAACAAAGAUUCUGAUCCUCUGCAGAUUCUUAAGCAUAUAUUCAUAAGAAAGAACUAUUUCAUACAAUUAUUUUCUUGUAAAAUCCAUGUUUCCUUCCUUUUGUGUUCUUUUGAAUUUUUUCUCCACCAACUUGUUGCAGCCGGAAGUUUUAUGUUGCGUGUAAGAUAAUAGCUAGAUAGACAACAUCCCCCCAGCAGGUAUUUGCGAAAAAGAUAUGUCUUCAAAUCAGUUUUGAAAGACUUCAGUGACUGGCUGUUUCUGAGAGCGACAGGAAGGGUGUCCAAAUUGUUGGUCCAGCAAAUGCGAAAGUGCGCCUUCCGUAAGUCUCAAGGUGACCAUGUGGUAUCGAGAGUUUGCCACUAUCAGAUGAACGGAGUUGUCUAGUGGAUACAUAAGGCGUCAGCAGCGCUUUGAGAUAGGUCGGUGCCAGGUCAUGCAAGCAGCGGUAGCACAGAGUUGCAAUUGUGUACUCUAUGCGAGCGCGGACCGGCAGCCAAUGCAACUCUCUCAGAAGUGUUUUAGCACAGAGUUGCCAUUGUGUACUCUAUGCGAGCGCAGACCGGCAGCCAAUGCAACUCUCUCAGAAGUGUUUUAGCACAGAGUUGCCAUUGUGUACUCUAUGCGAGCGCUGGCCGGCAGCCAAUGCAACUCUCUCAGAAGUGUUUUAGCACAGAGUUGCCAUUGUGUACUCUAUGCGAGCGCUGGCCGGCAGCCAAUGCAACUCUCUCAGAAGUGUUUUAGCACAGAGUUGCCAUUGUGUACUCUAUGCGAGCGCUGGCCGGCAGCCAAUGCAACUCUCUCAGACGUGUUUUAGCUUGGUGUUGAUUGUUUUUUAGUCCUAACUUAAAAUUGGCCAUGACUUCCAGAUUUAGUUCCAAAGUUCUCUCACCACAAUCUGAAUGUGCUGCCUUAUUUUACUGUCCUUGUUCCAUGUUUUGAUUGACAAGGUUUAGUAAUGCAUUUAGGAGGACUGACCUACUUACUUCUGUGGUUUUAAUGAUCAAGUUUUGUCUUAAGUUUACAAUGACUGACUUGCAUUUUUGUGUCUGACACUGAUAGGCCAAACGUCUUAAGCUGAAAGACAACUAUGAAAAACUUGAGAACAAGUUGAAGGAUAAAGGCAAAGAUUUGAUGGACAAAUGGAAAGAUCAGCUUGGCAAAGGAAAUGAGAUGCUCCACAAAUGGGAGGAAAAAUCCAAGGAAUUUAUUGGCAACUUUGUAGAAAUGUUUGGCAGAGAAGGGAGAUUGGUAAGUCAACAAUGUACAUGACUGUAGUAUUUGAGUGAUGACAAGGAAUCUUUGUGAAUUUUUAACAUGGUUCGUAUCAAUUUACAUUAGUAUAAUGUCAAACUCCAGUUGGUGUAAAAGUAUAAACAUUAUAUCCUUAGGAACAAAUACAGGAACAAAGAGAGGUUUAUUUUUUAAUGAGGGAUCAAAAACUGUAGGGAUUAAAUGUCUUUUAGGCUGUGGCUAUAUUACCUUCAUCACAUGACCUUCAGUUUGUCUCUGUCUAUAGCUACAUUACCUUCAUCACAUGAUCUACAGUUUGUUGUUGUCUUUAGCUACAUUACCUUCAACACAUUACCUUCAUCACAUGACCUACACCCACCUAGUAGAGCCAAACUAUUUAAACUUGUUUAUCCAUAGGGCCAGUGGUUCCAAGAGAAUUCUCUGAGAAUUGGUCGUGCCAUCUCACCUUCAUCAUCACCUCUGCCAGACUCGCCACCUUCACCUUCGACCUCUGACCACGACUCUGCGGCAAGCCCUCCGGCCAAACGGGGCAGGUACACCCCUCCUGUCAUAGAUGACUUAUCCGAUGAGGAAGAGGACAAUGACUGAUCCACCACAGGUCAACCGGCGAGGGGUCAGACGGACAGUUUGAUCGGACCAGCACAGCCUGGGACAAACAAUGCAUUCUUGUUGUUGUCUUUGUUGUGGAGGACCUCAUCGCUGUUGUCAGCUUACAAGUUCAUUUUAAAUUUGUUUUGGUGUUAUGUCAGAUUUAGCAGAAGCUUUGAAUUUUGUUAUUGAAUCAAGAAUUGGGUUACAUCACUUGUGUUUAAUCAUGGAGAAACUCUGGACUAACAUUUAAUAUUAUUUUCUACAUCUCUUAUUGGCCUAAUGUGUGGGUUUUUUAAAAAUGUUUACUCCUUGUUUCCCUCUUCAUGACAUCAUAGACAUGUCUCAGUCAGACAUUUUGGUUCAGUCUGCCCAUGACAAAACUUUCAUGAAGUUGUCUUAGCUGUUGACAAUAAAAUAAAUUCAUAUUUAUUUUGAUGUGAAUUGCAUUUGAAUACGUAAUGGUGAAAGUUUUUCUCUCUCGAGUUUCACCAGUUAAAAAAAAAAUCAUGGUGCUUUGCAUUUGUUUUUCUUAGCUUAGUUUUCCCAUUGGUUAGUAGAUGUUGCACUGUAGGCCAUCUUGGCGUCCAUGCUUUGCUCUCAUUUGUAGCUCUUACUUUUUGAAGCUCAUCAUUACAGAUCAGAUCAGUUUUAAUUUAAGUUUGCUUCUACUCUUGGGUCAGUUCAUUCUAAAAAAAAACAUUGAUUAGUUUCACUCUUUGCUUCUAUUGAAAGUAACAUAUUGAUGACUAGUUACCUUGUUUGUUUUUUCAGAGUGAAAGUAGAACAUUGUACUGUCUUGCUUCACCACUCUGAUCUAUGUUAGUUGCAUUCCAAUAUUUAUUUUACUGCUUUUGUUUACAAUUGGAAAUUAAUUCUGAAAACUGCUUUCCGGUCAAAGCUAUAUUAAAAAAAAAUCCAAGAAAAGGCAUUAGUCAUCAUUAGUGUGACAUUGUUUUAAUGUAUAGCUUGCCAAGGCCGACCACUAUCAGGGUCCACCUUGGAGGAUAACCUGGCUGCCCUUCAAGGAGGCUAGUUUUGUCUUCCAAUAAGUUGCUACAAUUGCAGCUGUCUGUCUCCUUGCUUGCUGUGUUUCUUGUUGAUAAACUUAUAAAUUUUAUUGAUUGACAUUAGGAGAUGACAUCAGAAGCCAUCAUUUAUUAUUACCUUGUGAAUCUACCAAAGUGUUCAAACACACUGCUGCACAUCUAGAUCUACCACAGUGUUCAAACACACUGCUACACAUCUUAGAUCUACCACAGUGUUCAAACACACUGCUACACAUCUAGAUCUGCCAAGUGUUCAAGCACACUGCUACACAUCUAGAUAUAACACAGUGUUCAAGCACACUGAUAUAACACAGUGUUCAAGCACACUGCUACACAUCUAGAUCUAACACAGUGUUCAAGCACACUGCUACACAUCUAGAUCUAACACAGUGUUCAAGCAUACUGCUACACAUCUAGAUAUAACACAGUGUUCAAGCACAAUGCUACAUAUCUAGAUAUAACCUGUUCAAUCACACUGCUACACAUCUAGAUAUAACACAGUAUUCAAGCACACUGCUACACAUCUAGAUCUAACACAGUGUUCAAGCACACUGCUACACAUCUAGAUAUAACACCGUGUUCAAGCACACUGCUACACAUCUAGAUAUAACACAGCGUUCAAGCACAUUGCUACACAUCUAGAUAUAACACAGUGUUCAAGCUCACUGCUACACAUCUAGAUCUAACACAGUGUUCAAGCACACUGCUACACAUCUAGAUAUAACACUGUGUUCAAGCACACUGCUACACAUCUAGAUCUAAAACAGUGUUCAAGCACACUGCUACACAUCUAGCAAUGAGAGACUUUUAAUAAGAAUAAACCUAUCGGUCCUUACUGUUUCUAGAUAAUUUGAAGAUUUGUUGAAAUGUUGAGUACCGGUAAUAGUUAACAUUUACAAACAAGUUAUUGUUAUAGUUAACAUCUAUCCAUGACUUGAUAUCAUUAAAUUGCUACUCGUGUCAUUAAAAUGCAGUACCUGGGGUAUUAGGGAUUGUAAUAUGGACUUUUAGUACCUGGGAUGUUAGGUUGUAUAUGAGGUGUUAGUACCUGGGGUGUUAGGUUGUCUAUGAGGUGUUAGUACCUGGGGUGUUAGGUUGUAUAUGAGGUGUUAGUACCUGGGGUGUUAGGUUGUCUAUGAGGUGUUAGUACCUGGGGUGUUAGGUUGUAUAUGGAGUGUUAGAGGUUGUAAUAUGGGGUGUUAAUACCUGGUGUGUUAGCUUGUAAUAUGGGGUGUUAUCACCUGGGGGGUAAGGUUGUAAUAUGGGGUGUUAUCACCUGGGGUGUUAGGCUUUAUAUGUCUUGUUAAGCUGCUGUGUCAAGGAUGUUAUUUUGCUUUGGGGUGGGGGGACUAGGCUGGGGUGGAGGGACUAGGCUGGAGUCUAUUACCAAUUUAAAUGGGAAUAAAGUUAAAAUAAAACUAGAAAAGUAUAGAUGUCUUGAUGCAACCAUUACACAGUUGUCAUGUUUGGGUGGUCCAUGAUAUGAGAUAAAGGAUUCUCUAAGAUAACAAGUUUGGCAGUGAAUCCAUCCAUGAACUAAGUAUUGAAAUACAUGAACACUAAUGACAGCCUGCCAUGCACCCCCAUCUUGUAUCCAUCCUAAACAAAUGGAGUGUGAAUGUAGCCACCCACUCAGAUUAUGUUUUUAUAUGAUGAUAUACCAGUGAUGUAUUAAUUGUAUAGUUACCAUCUUGAUUUACAUCAUAGGGGAUACUAGAUAAAUCUGUUACAGAAAUAUAUUAUGUUUUUCUUUCUUUCUUUUUUUUUCUGUGUUUAUUUAAUAUUUUUUUUUUUAGCUCUAGACCGUAGUGAUGCAGCAGAAGGUGAGUGAGACCUAAACUAGAACAGCAUUUUCAGCCAGUGAACCUUGAGAAUGAAUUUCUAUGGAUAGAUUGGUGCAGAGUACUACUAAGACAUGUAGAGAUGCUUACGUUUGCUUGCCUUUAUCUCUUGGUUCUGCCCUCAGUUACUUGGGUCAUCAGCUGAAGCUGUGCUGGGUUCAUUCUGCCCUCAGUUACUAUGGUCAUCAGCUGAAGCUGUGCUGGGUUCAUUCUGCCCUCAGUUACUAUGGUCAUCAGCUGAAGCUGUGCUGGGUUCAUUCUGCCCUCAGUUACUUGGGUCAUCAGCUGAAGCUGUGCUGGGUUCAUUCUGCCCUCAGUUACUUGGGUCAUCAGCUGAAGCUGUGCUGGGUUCAUUCUGCCCUCAGUUACUUGGGUCACCAGCUGAAGCUGUGCUGGGUUCAUUCUGCCCUCAGUUACUAUGGUCACCAGCUGAAGCUGUGCUGGGUUCAUUUCUCUUGUUUCUAUUUAUUGUGAAGUUUAACAUUCUAUUUCGUUCGGUAUAAAAAUAAUUUUAAAAGUAAAUCAAUUGCCGAUGUUGGUUUACGUAUUGCUGGGCGCCUGCUAAAGAUGAACUUAAUAAAACGUCAAUGUUGGAUUCAUUCCGGGCUUAGCUUAAAAUCCAAAUUGUAAGUGGAGUCAGCAAGAUUUACCUAUGAAUUUCAAGUAUUAUUAAAACUGUUAUAACCAAUGGUGUACCUUGUGAGAAGAGGGUGAGACACCAACAUUGUCAUGAAAUGAAAGGAUUUUUGGUAUAUUAUCAACAUUGUCAAUUACAAAAGGAUUUUUGUUAUAUUUUCAACAUUGUCAAUAACAAAGGAUUAUUGGUAUAUUAUCAACAUUGUCAAUUACAAAAGGAUUAUUGGUAUAUUAUCAACAUUGUCAAUUACAAAAGGAUUAUUGGUAUAUUAUCAACACAGUCAAUAACAAAUGGAUUUUUGUUAUAUUAUCAACAUUGUCAAUUACAAAAGGAUUUGUGGUAUAUUAUCAACAUUGUCAAUAAAAAAAAGGAUUUUUGUUAUAUUAUCGACAUUGUCAAUAACAAAGGAUUUUUGGUAUAUUAUCAACAUUGUCAAUAACAAAAGGAUUUUUGGUAUAUUAUCAACAUUGUCAAUUACAAAAGGAUUAUUGGUAUAUUAUCCACACAGUCAAUAACAAAAGGAUUUUUGUUAUAUUAUCGACAUUGUCAAUAACAAAGGAUUUUUGGUAUAUUAUCAACAUUGUCAAUAACAAAAGGAUUUUUGGUAUAUUAUCAACAUUGUCAAUAACAAAAGGAUUUUUUGUAUAUUAUCAACAUUGUCAAUAAGAAAAGGAUUUUUGGUAUAGUAUCAAUAUUGUCAAUAACAAAAGGAUUUUUGUUAUAUUAUCAACAUUGUCAAUUAGAAAAGGAUUUUUGGUAUAUUAUCAAAAUUUCCACAAUUUUCGCUUGUUUUGGACAACCACAGAAAAGUUUUCCUUUAAAAAUGACUAUUCCAUUGUGUGGACUGUUCCAACUAUCUGUGAUAAUUCUCACAUGGUUCAAUUGAUUCAAUUUGUUUAUGCACACAAAUUAAAAAAAGGCAGAAUGC